AAGGGCAGAAAUCGUGAACUUUGCUGACCCCUGAUGUGAGGAGCUCAAGCGGGACCAAGGGUGGAGCCUGGCUAGUUUGCAUCGUGAAGCUAUGGGCCAGGGGGCCAUGGUGACCUGACAUCAAUGGACUCUGUCCAGUUGCCCCCUGUUGCCCCUUCUACCUCCCCUACCCUACACUGAGAGAACUUGUCUCCACCUCUUUAGGGAACUGACCCUGAGGGAAUCCUUUUCCCCUAUUUUCCUAUCUGUCCAUCCUUCCACCCUCCCAAGAGAGCCCUAACCUAUACAGCUCCUACCUCCCUUCCCUCGAGGUAACCCCCACCCCUCCCUUCCCUCCCCUCCCCCGCCAUGCUCAAGCUGUGGAAGGUGGCACGCCCAGCUCGACAGCUGGAACUGCAUCGCCUCAUACUGUUGCUAAUCGCUUUCAGUCUGGGCUCCAUGGGCUUCCUUGCUUACUACGUAUCCACCAGCCCCAAGGCCAAGGAACCCUUGCCCCUGCCCUUGGGAGACUGCAGCAGUGGUGGGGUAGCUGGCCCUGGCCCUGUACGGCCUCCAGUCCCUCCUCGGCCUCCCAGGCCUCCAGAGACAGUUCGAACUGAACCUGUGGUCCUUGUGUUUGUGGAGAGUGCAUACUCACAGCUGGGGCAGGAGAUUGUGGCCAUCUUGGAGUCUAGCCGUUUUCGUUAUAGCACUGAGCUGGCACCUGGCCGAGGGGACAUGCCCACACUGACUGAUCAUGGUCGUGGCCGCUUUGUCUUGGUCAUUUAUGAGAACCUGCUCAAGUAUGUCAAUCUGGAUGCCUGGAGUCGGGAACGGCUAGAUCGGUACUGUGUGGAGUAUGGUGUGGGCAUUAUUGGCUUUUUCCGAGCCCAUGAGCAUAGCCUAGUGAGUGCCCAGCUCAAGGGCUUUCCCCUUUUUCUAUACUCAAACCUGGGGCUCCGGGACUACCAAGUGAAUCCUUCUGCCCCGCUACUGCAUCUCACACGCCCCAGCCGCCUGGAGCCGGGGCCAUUGCCUGGUGAUGACUGGACCGUCUUUCAAUCCAAUCAUAGCACCUAUGAACCAGUGCUUCUUGCCAGCCUUCAGUCAGCUGAGCCUCCUGUGCCAGGAUCAGUGCCUCGCCGGGCGCGGCUUCCCACUGUGGUACAAGAUCUAGGACUUCAUGAUGGCAUCCAGCGGGUGCUCUUUGGCCACGGCCUCUCCUUCUGGCUCCACAAACUUGUUUUUGUUGAUGCUGUUGCAUACCUCACUGGCAAGCGACUUUGCCUGGACCUUGACCGCUACAUCUUGGUAGACAUUGAUGACAUCUUUGUGGGCAAGGAAGGUACCCGCAUGAAGGUGGCUGAUGUUGAGGCUCUGCUGACCACCCAGAACAAACUCAGGACCUUAGUCCCCAACUUCACCUUCAACUUGGGCUUCUCGGGCAAGUUCUAUCAUACUGGGACAGAGGAGGAGGAUGCAGGGGAUGACAUGCUGCUGAAGCACCGCAGAGAGUUCUGGUGGUUCCCUCACAUGUGGAGCCACAUGCAGCCACAUCUGUUCCACAAUCGCUCCGUGCUGGCUGACCAAAUGAGGCUCAACAAACAGUUUGCUUUGGAGCAUGGGAUUCCCACGGAUCUGGGGUAUGCUGUGGCCCCCCACCACUCGGGUGUGUACCCCGUCCACACGCAGCUCUAUGAGGCCUGGAAAUCUGUGUGGGGCAUCCAGGUGACCAGCACUGAGGAGUAUCCUCAUCUCCGCCCUGCCCGCUACCGCCGUGGCUUCAUUCACAAUGGCAUUAUGGUGCUGCCACGGCAGACAUGUGGCCUCUUCACUCACACAAUCUUCUAUAAUGAGUAUCCUGGAGGCUCGCGUGAACUAGACCGGAGCAUCCGAGGUGGAGAGCUCUUUCUGACAGUACUGCUUAAUCCGAUCAGCAUAUUUAUGACCCAUCUGUCCAAUUAUGGAAAUGAUCGACUAGGCCUGUACACCUUUGAGAGCCUGGUGCGCUUUCUCCAGUGCUGGACUCGGCUGCGCCUACAGACCCUUCCUCCUGUCCCCCUUGCACAAAAGUACUUUGAACUCUUCCCUCAAGAGCGAAGCCCUCUUUGGCAGAAUCCCUGUGACGACAAGAGGCACAAAGAUAUCUGGUCCAAGGAGAAAACCUGUGAUCGGCUCCCCAAGUUCCUCAUCGUGGGACCCCAGAAGACAGGGACCACAGCUAUUCACUUCUUCCUGAGCUUGCACCCAGCUGUGACCAGCAGCUUCCCUAGUCCCAGCACCUUUGAGGAGAUUCAGUUCUUCAAUGGCCCUAAUUACCAUAAGGGCAUUGACUGGUACAUGGAAUUCUUCCCUGUCCCUUCCAAUGCUAGCACUGACUUCCUGUUUGAAAAAAGUGCCACCUACUUUGACUCAGAAGUUGUACCACGGCGGGGGGCUGCCCUCCUCCCACGAGCCAAGAUCAUCACUGUGCUCACUAACCCUGCUGACAGGGCCUACUCCUGGUACCAGCACCAGCGAGCACAUGGAGACCCAGCCGCUCUGAACUAUACCUUCUACCAGGUGAUUUCAGCCUCCUCCCAGGCCCCUCUGGCACUUCGCUCCUUGCAAAACCGCUGUCUUGUCCCUGGCUACUAUUCUACCCAUCUACAGCGCUGGCUGACUUACUACCCCUCUGGACAGUUGCUGAUUAUGGAUGGAGAAGAGCUGCGUACCAACCCGGCUGCUUCAAUGGAAAACAUCCAAAAGUUCCUGGGUAUCACACCCUUUCGGAACUACACACAGACCCUCAGGUUUGAUGAAGGUAAGGGAUUCUGGUGCCAGGGACUUGAAGGUGGUAAGACUCGCUGUCUAGGCAAGAGCAAAGGUCGGAGGUACCCAGAUAUGGACACUGAAUCCCGCCUUUUCCUUACGGAUUUCUUUCGGAACCACAAUUUAGAGCUGUCGAAGCUCCUGAGCCGGCUUGGUCAGCCAGUACCCUCAUGGCUUCGGGAAGAACUGCAGCAUUCCAGUCUGGGUUAACAGCACAGCCUCUGUACCAGCAGAAAAAAGCCCGGAGAAGGGCCCAUAACGGGGAUUUGAGUUGCCUGGCCCCUUCCCCUUCUACCUCAGUGGCCCCCAGUCCUGGGAUGGCUGAGAAGGGAAGGGCAUCCCUUUCCCAUAGUUCUGGGGUCUGAUAAAGGGGCUUCCCUUGAUAAUCCCACAUUAUGGUACUAGCUCCUUUGACCCAUGGUCUUAGAAGGUAAGGAAUUAGAGGCAGGGUAUAGAGGAAUGUUUUAAUCAAAAGAUUACCCUCGUCAUCCCCCCAGUAUAGCUAUACCUGGCUAUGGGAGGGACCCCCUUACUGUGGGAUUAAUGGGAUCUACCUGUGGCCCGGCCUCCCUAAUGUCAUUCACAUUGAAUGGGGAUGAGGUCCGACAGUGGCUCAUAGAGCUGAGUAUGAGCCCUAGCUGUGGGCUAGAAAUGUCCUUAAUAAACAUCCUUAUUUUUC
Molecule: messenger RNA, 3469 nt
Organism: Eptesicus fuscus (big brown bat)
Lineage: Eukaryota; Metazoa; Chordata; Mammalia; Chiroptera; Vespertilionidae
Gene: NDST2
Product: N-deacetylase and N-sulfotransferase 2
Exons: 13
Coding region: 349-3000 (883 amino acids)
Cellular component (GO): Golgi apparatus
Molecular function (GO): deacetylase activity; heparan sulfate N-sulfotransferase activity
Source: RefSeq, a predicted model, not a curated record